AUGCGUUUUAUCUCUAAGCGAAGACCUCGGAUAGUGAUAUUGAUUAUUGGGUUAGCAGCUCUCAUCUCGGUAACUGCUCGAAUCAUCAUCCAAUUCCAGCUGGGACAAGAGAUUGAGCAUUACCGGACGUUCUUCAAGAACCAUAAAGAUAGUUUACAUGACAUUUACGAUCCUUUGAGCAUCAAGCAAAUUCCAUUCGAGACGAUCAAUGCACUGUAUGAGACUCGAAUGGCAGAUGGAGCAGGAAGUCAACAGAAAGCGAUCCAGUGGGACAAUUAUGCAUAUUUAUCGUACGCUACAGAGCUUGAGUACCUGUGCAAUACACUAAUACUGUUUAAACGGCUCAAGCAGUUUGGCACCAAUGCGAAAUUGGUCGCCCUGGUGUCGAGAGACCUGGUGGAAUCUGAAAACAGCGCCAAACAACAAAAUACCAGAGCUCUGAUGGAUAAAUUAACGGAGAUAGCUCCAGAACAGGUCGUUGUCAAGCUCGUUGAUAGCAUUGUCAAAUCUGGUGAUCCUACGCCGUGGAGUAAGAGUCUCACGAAACUUCACAUCUUCAAUCAGACCGAGUAUGGGCGUGUUAUUUACCUGGAUAGCGACGCCGCAGUGUCUAACAACAUGGACGAGCUUUUCUUCCUGCCUCCGUACGUGAGAUUCGCAGCUCCUUUAAUGUACUGGUCUUUGUCAGAAACGGAUUUGCAGACGGCAUGCAAAGAAGUGCGCGUCUCAGAGAAAAAAGCCGUUAAGCUCGAUAACAUCGUCAAAACUCUUAACCAGAGGGUGAGAAAGCAGCAGCCUAUCUAUAAUCAUCUACCCGGCUUGCCCAAUUCCCUAUGUUUCCAUUCUAGCAACGUCGCCAAAGAAAUACUGGACACUAGGCGGUCCAUGUCUCCUCUUCUCCAUUUUGGACGAGGAGAGGAAAGGGCCAAGAUAGAAUUCAGCUCAAACUUGAUGGUGAUAAACCCUAAUAGCCGCACAUUUGAGUCUAUUGUUCAAAAUCUGCUUCCUAAAGUAAUGAAUCAGAAGGGCCAAUUCGAUACGGACUUGAUCAAUGCAGAACUGUACAAUUUGAAGCAGGUCAUUCAUGCCCAAUUUAUGCUGUUCCGGAAACUCAAGACUGCAUUUAUUCCGGAGGUGAUGGUGCUACCCUUUGCUGAAUAUGGUCUCCUCACGGGCUCGAUUUGUAACGAAAAGCAUCAGAAACUGAUCAAAAACGAGAUUCUGGGUUACGAGGCCAUGCAAACAGCUGAAACGGAAACUUUGGAGUCACUGGUAGCCAAGUCAAAAUAUAUCCAUUACUCGGACUUCUCCAUAAGCAAGCCCUGGUUUUAUGCUGAUUUCGACCAGCUUGAAUGUCAUCCUGGCGGUGACGAUCCAAACGAGGCGGAAACAUGCAAGAUCUGGAAUUCGGUGUACCAGGGUUUUUGGCAAGCGAAACAGAUCUGUGAACUGAAGUAA
Molecule: messenger RNA, 1458 nt
Organism: Lachancea meyersii CBS 8951
Lineage: Eukaryota; Fungi; Ascomycota; Saccharomycetes; Saccharomycetales; Saccharomycetaceae
Source: the annotation of a GenBank genome assembly